Molecule: messenger RNA, 1671 nt
Organism: Erythranthe guttata (spotted monkey flower)
Lineage: Eukaryota; Viridiplantae; Streptophyta; Magnoliopsida; Lamiales; Phrymaceae
Source: RefSeq, a predicted model, not a curated record
AUGUCUAAUGUUAUCCCACUUUCUUGCAAAUUAUUUAUCGUCGUUAUCGCAAUAAAACUAUGCACUUCGGCAGCGCACAACGUUGUCGAUUUCGGGGCGAGAGGCGACGGGAAAACGGACUCGACAUCGUCGUUUCUCAAGGCAUGGAACGCGGCAUGCAACUCGGAUGUACCAACCGCUUCAAUGGUUGUUCCGAAUGGAACGUUCUUGGUGAAAUCGGUAACUUUCACGGGUCCAUGCAAGAGUGAUAUCAAGCUCUUAAUACACGGAACUUUAAUCGCUCCAAAUAACUAUCGAUUUCUUGGCUCAAACGAGUCUUGGAUUAUGUUCUAUAGUGUUAGUAGGUUGUCCAUCGUUGGUGGUACCCUUAAUGCAAAGGGUUCUAGUUUGUGGUCUUGUAAGAGCGUAGGAAAUCAUUGUCCGUUCGGAGCAAGGGUACGUUGGUCAUUUCACAUUUCACAUUUUAUCGUAUAUGUUUUCAUUUUUUUCAAAAUUACCGUCAAUACACCUUAUAGAAAUUUAAUUCUUGCAUGCAACGAUUUUUUGCAGUCGUUGUCGUUCCAAUCGUGCAACAAGGUGCUAGUUAGUGGGUUGAAAUCUUUCAACAGCCAAAGAGUUCAUAUUUCUAUCAACGGAUGUUCGAAUAUGAUUUUACAAAGAAUGAAAAUUAUUGCUCCAAGUCGAAGCCCUAACACGGAUGGAAUCCACAUUGGAUCCUCGAGGAAUAUUACAAUUACCAAUAGCAAUAUUGGGACAGGAGACGACUGCAUAUCCAUCGGGCAGGGAUCCAUGAAGAUGCGGAUCGAUCGAAUCGUAUGUGGUCCCGGACAUGGCAUCAGGUAUGUAUAUAUGGUAACGACAUGCAUGUAUACGCUCCGUUAUGCAAUAUACACGCAAAAAUACUACGACAAUUAUUUUAACGAUCUUGACUUGUUCUGUUUCGAAAAAAACAGCAUAGGAAGUCUCGGUAGCAGUGCAAUAGAAAAUGGAGUUGACGGUGUAAUUGUCACUAAUUCGAUCUUCACACAGACACAAAACGGCGUUAGGGUUAAGUCAUGGCCGAAGGCAAGCGAUGGUUACGCCAAGAAUCUUGUAUUCAAGAAUCUUACCAUGAGGAAUGUCGCGAAUCCCAUAAUCAUCGAUCAAGACUAUUGCCCGACUAAGUCUUGUACUAAUUCUAAGGUAACAUACAUUACAUACUCAAUUACUUUACGAAACCUUUUCCGUCAAGUUUCUAUUAAAAGUAACGGAAUCAAGCAUGUUCUCACCACUACUUACGAUAAACUGACGGAGAGGACCAAAACUGUUAAAUUAUUGAAACAUGAGGGACCAAAUGCGUUAUAUUUCAAUUAUUGCAUGCAGAAUUCCGGGGUGAAAGUGAGCCAAGUGAGAUUCGAACAAAUAAAGGGAACGUCGUUGACGCAGAAAGCAAUAACGUUGCGUUGCAGUUCGACUAAUCCUUGUCAAGGAAUAGAACUUAAGGAUAUCGAUCUCACUUACGUAAACCAUAAUUUCAAGAAGCCUACACUCUCCGAUUGUGAAAACGCACGAGGUUUUUGUACCGGUUUCGUCUACCCGAAAAAUUGUCUGUAGCUUCGAGACUUCAUGUAGUAUUUUAAUUUUGCUCGUAUAUCGGAGAGCAUUUUUUCAAGUGGUUGAGAAUAUCGUUUG